GAUAUCUCAAGAGCCGUAAAACAUUCAAAUAAGAAAUUCGUUAAAAUUGACAAGCCCCCUGUAUGCCAAAAAUUACUACAGAAAGGAAAGAGAUACAGAUUAGUUUGCGAGCCAGAAGCGGAAAUCACUCCAGAGGAAAUUGAAUUUGUUGAUGGAUCUCUCCUGAAACUAAAAAGUUACAUCGAAGUCUAUUUGGAGAAACCUGAUGACUUCACCUUGUCUUUGGUUGAGCUGGAGUCUGACGCGACCGUAUGGAAAGCAAAACUAAGAGAGAGUGACUGGAUACACUACGAUCAGAACAAAAACGAGCAGAAGAGAAGCGCAGUCAGUGUCAAAAAACGGAAACCAGCCCUCAGCAUUUUGGAAGACGAGCUGUGUAGCAAAAAGCAAAAGACCAGCAAUACUGCAGAUGGAAUUGAAACAAAAAACUUAACUGAUCAACAGCUGAUGGUGAUCGCAAAGUUGUUUGGUAGGCAGUGGAGAGAAAUUGCCAUUGAGUGUCUCCAGAUGGAAAUGAAAGACAUUGAGCAGAUUCAGGCAAUGGAGGAAGAAGUUAACAUGCAAAAAUUUCUGGUGUUAAGCAAGUGGAGAGACAGAGAGCAAAGCAACGGAACUGCAGAAGCUUUGUACAGAAGUCUCCAUGAAAAAGCGUCCUAUGAGAUACUGCAGGCCCUGCAAGCAACCCGGCUGCAAAGGGUGGAGAGCCGCUCCUGCGCCCUCGCUCAUCCGACCCUCACAAACCUGCCGGUUUCUCGGCUCAGUGCUGAGCUGGGGAAGCCGCGGCUAGAAGGAGCGCGGCGGGUGCUUCCCCCGCGAGAGGGCCCCCGGGGGGCCCCCCCCCCCCCAGCCGCUACACGUCCCCGGCAUCUCGCCGAGAUUCGGGAAGGAAGACGCAUCAUCACUCAGCGGAAAGAGCGAUUACUCACGCGGUGGAUCCCGGCGUCGCGGCCGGGCGCGCUGGGCUUCACGUACGGGGAAGCCCAGCCCGGCCACCCCAGCUUUGCCUCCUUUGAACCGGGCCUCAAAGAUGUGAACACUGGAAGAAACCAGUGGACCUUGUUCAG
Messenger RNA from Phaethon lepturus (White-tailed tropicbird), 1064 nucleotides. RefSeq lists its product as uncharacterized. The record is from RefSeq and is a predicted model, not a curated record. Gene Ontology annotation, cellular component: THO complex part of transcription export complex. Gene Ontology annotation, biological process: signal transduction; regulation of DNA-templated transcription elongation; mRNA export from nucleus. The annotation marks the transcript as partial. Gene Ontology annotation, molecular function: protein binding. NCBI's taxonomy places the organism in Eukaryota, Metazoa, Chordata, Aves, Phaethontiformes, Phaethontidae. The transcript has 8 exons.